Messenger RNA from Conger conger (European conger), 2902 nucleotides. RefSeq names its product double-strand-break repair protein rad21 homolog A-like. Gene Ontology annotation, cellular component: cohesin complex; synaptonemal complex. The record is from RefSeq and is a predicted model, not a curated record. Gene Ontology annotation, molecular function: chromatin binding; protein binding. The coding region runs from base 165 to 2081 and encodes 638 amino acids. NCBI's taxonomy places the organism in Eukaryota, Metazoa, Chordata, Actinopteri, Anguilliformes, Congridae. Gene Ontology annotation, biological process: synaptonemal complex assembly; mitotic sister chromatid cohesion; replication-born double-strand break repair via sister chromatid exchange. The transcript is spliced from 14 exons.
UUAAAAAGGAGUCGAGCGCCAUCUUGAGCACCAGUCGGAGGGAGGAGUUGGAAAAAAAAGUAAUAUUAGCGUGAUAUAGUACGGACACCUUAAAACGAAGCCGGUAGAAGGAGUUCGCCUUGUUUGGUGGUCCCCCUUGCUGGGCGUGAGAAGGAGCGGGGACAAUGUUCUACGCCCACUUUGUCCUCAGCAAACGUGGGCCGCUGGCCAAAAUCUGGCUGGCGGCCCACUGGGAUAAGAAGCUGACCAAAGCUCAUGUGUUCGAGUGUAACCUGGAGAGCAGUGUGGAGAGCAUCAUCUCUCCCAAGGUGAAAAUGGCAUUGCGGACAUCUGGUCACCUGCUCCUCGGUGUCGUCAGAAUCUACCACAGGAAAGCCAAGUAUCUGCUGGCUGACUGUAAUGAGGCAUUCAUCAAAAUAAAGAUGGCCUUCCGUCCAGGUGUGGUGGAUCUGCCGGAGGAGAAUCGCGAGGCUGCCUACAAUGCCAUCACCUUGCCAGAAGAGUUCCAUGACUUUGACCAACCACUACCAGAUCUAGAUGACAUUGACGUGGCACAGCAGUUCACACUGAAUCAGAGUCGUGCCGAGGAGAUCACCAUGAGGGAGGAUGUGGCGAACCUCAGCCUCCUGCAGGAAAAUGAUUUCGCCGACUUUGGCAUGGACGACCGUGAAAUGAUGCGGGAGGAGAGCGCGUUUGAGGUGGACAUCAUCCACGGCUCCUCGGCGUCCAAUCUGCUGCUGGAGACUGAGCCACAGCCCGGCCCGAUAGCCGAGAAGUCCAACCACCUGCAGUACGAUGACCAGUACAAGGACGACUUUGGGGACAACCCCAUGGAGAGCAGCGAAGGGGGCAUGCUGGUGGACAAGCUCCUCAGCAACGAGGGUGGUGGGGGCAUUUUCGACGACCCCCCUGCCAUUACUGAGAGCGUGAUGAUGCCCCCUGAUCACGGUGGUGACGACGAGGAUGACUUUGACAACUUGUCACCGGGUGGGCCAGACAGCCCAGACUCGGGUCCUGUGGAGCCCCUGCCCACUAUGACUGAUCAGACGGAGCAGACCACCCUGGUUCACAACGAGGAUGAGGCCUUCGCCCUGGAACCCAUUGACAUUACCGUGAAAGAGACCAAGGCCAAGAGGAAGAGGAAGCUGAUCGUGGACAGCGUGAAGGAGCUGGACAGCAAGACCAUCCGCGCCCAGCUGAGCGACUACUCUGACAUCGUCACCACCCUGGACCUGGCCCCGCCCACCAAGAAGCUGAUGAUGUGGAAGGAGACGGGCGGCGUGGAGAAGCUCUUCUCCCUGCCUGCCCAGCCUCUCUGGAACAGCCGGCUGCUCAAGAUGUUCACGCGUUGCCUGACCCCGCUGGUGCCAGAUGACCUGAGGAAGAGGAGGAAGGGCGGUGAAGCUGAGAGCCUGGAUGAGUUCCUGAAGGACCUGGAGAACCCGGAGGUGCCCCGGGAGGAGGUCCUGUCCCAGCACAGGGAUAUCAUUGACCAGACCAUCCUGGAGGAGCCCAGCCUGCUGCAGGCGUCCACCAUGGAGGGCAGCAGGACCACCCUGGACGAGUCCAUCAUGCCCCCCCCCUCCUCGCAGCGCGGGGUGAAGCGCAAGGCCCAUGACACUGAGGCGGCGCUGCCUAUGGGGACGCUGGAGCAGCCUGCUGACCGCUCCACCCUGUCACAGCAGCUGGACAUGCCCCAGGUGGAGCUGCCCCCGGAGGAGACGGCCAGCCUCAGCCAGCUCAUCCCCGAGCUGGACCUGCUGGGGGAGAAGGGCAAGGGCAAGGACGAUGAGGAAGAGGAGGAGGAGGAAGAGGGCCAGGGUGGAGAUCAGGAUCAGGAAGAGAGGAGGUGGAACAAGAGAACCCAGCAGAUGCUUCAUGGUCUGCAGAGAGUCAUGGCGAAAACGGGAGCCGAGUCGGUCAGCCUAUUAGAGCUGUGCAGGAAUAACAACAAGAAGCAAGCUGCUGCCAAGUUCUACAGCUUCCUGGUACUGAAAAAGCAGCAGGCUGUGGACUUCACUCAGGCCGAGCCUUACAGCGACAUCAUCGCCACCCGUGGGCCUAGAUUCGAAAUUAUAUAGACAAGGCAAAACCCAGGAGGGGAAAAAGAUCUUGUGAAUGGCAGGUUUUAUUCUUUCAUAUAUUUUUUUUUAUUGGUUGACCUUGUGUUUUUGUGUUUCGUGUAAUUUUGGGGAAGGCAAUGACCAGGGUCUGGGAUUUAGUUGAGCUAUUUUUUUUUUUUUUUUUUUUUUUUAGAAAUGUAUCUAUAUAUACGAGAUGUUCCAAUUUUACUCCUGAGCCAUGAGGAUUGUUAUAUUGGAUGGUAGCUUUUGAAAUGGUCAAUCAUUGAGGUAUGUAUAGGUUUUUGAAUGCACUUGGGUUUUCUCUUCACUCCCAUCAUUGCAUUAAGGUCACUCCUGUGUUUACACUUAGCCACAGUUUAUCGUUGCCACAUGUUUUUAUUGAAGCCCAAUGAUGUGUACUCAUUAAUUUAUCUGCGUUAAACCUUUCCAUGUCUUGAAAUGACUUAAGGAGCUGAGUGGGGGCAAAGAAAGCCCUGCAUGAUUUUUAAAACUUAUUUUGUAGAUAACUUGUAUUAUAUGCGUCACUGAAUUACUUUGCCCUAUAUAGUUUUAAAUGAAAUAUGCUGUAUUGUUCAUUUUAAAACAUUUUAAAACGAUCAUUUUCCUGUGACAUAAAAAAAACCAAUUGUGACCAUUUCUGAUUCAUUAAAUAAUGAAAAGAAAUUAAAGAAAUAUCCAUUUGUUUAGUCGUAAAUCAAGGAAUAUGCUCGCAUUAAAUCACAUUUGUUUCUUGAUAUCCUUUUUACUUGUACUUGUGUACUUGCAUUAUAAAUUGCAUAAAAAGCAAGAUUAAAAAUGUUGUUUGUUAUUGAAAGUUA